Erythranthe guttata (spotted monkey flower) is the source of this 2934-nucleotide messenger RNA. RefSeq lists its product as hypothetical. The record is from RefSeq and is a predicted model, not a curated record. Gene Ontology annotation, biological process: protein phosphorylation. Gene Ontology annotation, molecular function: protein kinase activity; ATP binding. NCBI's taxonomy places the organism in Eukaryota, Viridiplantae, Streptophyta, Magnoliopsida, Lamiales, Phrymaceae.
AGAGUAGAGAGAGGCAGAGAGGGCAGGGAAAGGGCAGGGUGUGGACUGUGGAUGUUUUGGUGUACAUAGAGAGAGAGAGAGAGAGAGAGAGGGCAAGAGUAGCCGUACAAUACCUACCAUUUACGACGCACACAACUCUAUCCAAAAUUCGAAUCCAAUAUCUCAUUCUCUUUCCAUCCAAUUUCACAUCCCCAUCUUCUAUGUAAAUUAAGAAUGAAUGUUUUCACUCAAGAUCUGCUGUUCAUCGGCUGAUCGAUUUGGGGUUUCCGUCGCUGUUCUUUUUUUUUUUUUUUAAUCUCCGAUCGUCCUGUUUUUGCUGUUUUCGAGAAAGCUGACCGAAGAAUCUGAGCAGAAGGCGGGGAAUGAGUUGGAAGUAAUUUUGCAUGGGUGAUGAUGCCGGAAUUGCGUAGUGGAGCAAGGAGAUCAAAACGGCUCGGUGAUCUCCAUCCUACCCCUCAGACUGCUAAUCAAGAAGAGGAAUUUCUUGCUCCUGCUCAGACUAGAACCAGAAGGAGAGGAAGAGGAAGAGGCAAUGCAUCUGCCGUAGCAAAAGGGCCUUCUACAGCAACACCUACUAGGCCAACUGCUGCCGGUAGAGGCAGGGGAGUGAGGUUGAUAGAUUUAGACCCAGAGCCACCUCGUGAGGUUCUUCCUGAAACUGUUGGCCUUGGAGCAGCCGAAUUGAAUAGAGUGGAGGGCGUGGGCGUCGCAGAUAAGGAAGUUGCCAUGGAAGGUGCAAGUGGGGAUAAAAUAAUGGGAGUUGAAGAAGACGCAAGUGCAACUCCGGUGCCUGAGAGGGUACAAGUGGGGGGUUCACCCAUGUAUAAGACGGAAAGGAAAUUAGGUAAGGGCGGAUUUGGCCAAGUAUAUGUAGGCAGAAGGGUAAGUGGUGGCACCGGAAGAACAGGACCAGAUGCAAUUGAGGUUGCACUGAAGUGUGAACACCGAAGUAGUAAGGGCUGUAAUUAUGGCCCACCAUAUGAGUGGCAGGUGUACAACACCCUGAAUGGAUGUUAUGGAAUCCCAGGGGUUCAUUAUAAAGGUCGCCAAGCUGAUUUUUACAUCAUGGUCAUGGAUAUACUUGGACCGAGUCUUUGGGAUGUUUGGAAUUCCUUGGGCCAGUCGAUGUCUCCAAAUAUGGCAGCCUGCAUUGCUGUGGAGGCUAUAUCAAUUCUUGAAAAGCUUCAUAUGAAGGGAUUUGUUCAUGGGGACGUCAAGCCAGAGAACUUUUUACUUGGCCAACCUGGAAGUGUAGAUGAGAAAAAGCUGUUUCUUAUUGAUCUUGGUUUAGCUUCAAGGUGGAAAGACGCACCAUCUGGUCAGCAUGUUGAAUAUGAUCAAAGGCCAGAUAUAUUCAGGGGCACAAUAAGGUAUGCAAGUGUGCACGCACAUUUGGGUCGCACGGGAAGUAGGAGGGACGACCUUGAAUCACUGGCAUACACAUUGAUAUUUCUCAUAAAGGGAAGGUUACCAUGGCAAGGCUAUCAGGGCGACAACAAGAGUUUUCUAGUCUGUAAAAAGAAAAUGUCCACGUCUCCAGAGUUGAUGUGUUGCUUUUGCCCUGGUCCAUUCAAACAUUUCCUUGAGGCUGUUACUAAUAUGAAGUUCGAUGAGGAGCCAAAUUAUUCUAAGCUGAUAUCACUUUUUGAUAGUCUUAUUGAACCUUGCUCUUCUUUGAGACCAAUAAGAAUUGAUGGAGCUCUCAAGGUUGGUCAAAAGCGUGGAAGGUUGCUUAUAAACUUGGAAGAUGAUGAGCAACCAAAGAAGAAAGUACGAUUAGGUAGUCCUGCUACUCAGUGGAUUUCAGUGUAUAACGCACGACGCCCCAUGAAACAAAGAUACCACUACAAUGUUGCAGACUCUAGGCUCCGACAGCAUGUAGAGAAGGGUAAUGAAGAUGGUUUAUAUAUUAGCUGCGUAGCUUCAGCAUCAAAUCUCUGGGCCUUGAUCAUGGAUGCUGGAACGGGUUUCAGUUCGCAGGUGUAUGAACUUUCAGCUGUCUUCCUUCAUAAGGAUUGGAUCAUGGAACAAUGGGAGAAAAACUAUUACAUCAGUUCUAUAGCUGGUGCAGCUAAUGGAAGUUCGCUGGUUAUUAUGUCUAAAGGAACUCCUUACACUCAACAGUCGUAUAAAGUUAGUGAAUCAUUUCCUUUCAAGUGGAUAAAUAAAAAGUGGAAAGAAGGUUUUCAUGUGACAUCCAUGACUACUGCUGGGAAUCGUUGGGGUGUUGUAAUGUCUAGAAAUUCUGGAUAUUCUGAACAGGUUGUGGAGCUUGAUUUUCUGUAUCCAAGUGAGGGAAUACACAGAAGAUGGGAAAAUGGAUACAGAAUAACAGCCAUGGCUGCAACUGCUGAUCAAGGGGCAUUCAUACUUAGUAUUCCUAGACGUAAAAUGAUGGACGAGACUCAGGAGACCCUACGAACGUCUGCCUUCCCAAGCACCCAUGUAAAGGAGAAGUGGUCCAAAAAUCUCUACAUUGCAUCAAUAUGUUACGGUCGUACUGUUUGCUAAAAUUUUGAAAGCUGAGACUAUCUAUCUGGCUGGCUCAGAUUUCUAUUACAUUAGGCUAAUUAGCUUAAUGAGAGUGGUCUUUUGUUUCAAAAACUGUAUUUGCAUUGCCUGUACCAAGAAAGAAGAAAAGGACUUUUGUGCUUCUGUAAAACAACACAGAAGCUGCCACUCCUGCUGCUGUCUGUCUGAAAGGGAACUUGAGUUGGCAGAUUAAAAAUUGUCUAUGUAAGCUGCUGAUAGUGGAUUGGCUAUCUAUCUAUCCCAUGUAAGCACACCUGUACUGUACCCAUAUGUUUUUCCAUUUUUUUCACUAUUUUUUUUUUUUUAAUAUAUGUAAAUUGAUUCAAGUGUUCAAUAUCAUUAUUGGGCCUGCUGAAAUCAAUGUCAAUAUCUCCAAGCUCACAUAAUACUGAAAUUUAAACU